AUGGCCAACGUUGUGGAUACCAAGCUAUACGACAUCCUCGGAGUUUCACCCUCCGCCUCCGAGAACGAGCUAAAGAAGGUACGUGACUUGUGUUAUUAUGGUUAACAAAAUAACACCACCACAGUGCCUACACACACACACACAGACAGACAUGUUUGUGAAUAAUUAGACAGCAAAACAGGGUUGAUGUGGCCUUGCCAACACUGUUCAGAUGCUAAGCUAACUAGCCUUGCGAGUUAGACAGUGCAUAUUUCUGGAGCAAAUAUAUAAUGAAAAGCUAGCUGUGUCUUUCUCUUAUUGACAACUCGAUCUAAGGUAGCUAGCUAACUAGUUAGCUGUUAGGAAUUUGGUUAGAUUUAUUUUAUACCUGGGAAACUAAUGUUAGGCCUUCCUUAAUGCAUAGAAAAGUAACGUUCGUUAUCCCAGGCAGAGACCGAUCGUUGCUAGACGGUACACUGGAGACUGCUGCUCGAAGUUAGCUGCAGUACAGCGUAAGGAAAACAAAACUGCAACGUUAGCUGCAGUAGCUAGCUGGUUUAACGUUAGCGUGAGGAAAACAAAGCUGUCAGAGUAGAAACAUAGCGGUACUAGUUCGGCUAUGUGUUAGCUAGCUAGCUACAGUAGUUAGCUAUAGCCGGUUAGUACAUACGAUUAGAAUGUAUCUCAUUUGUCUGGUUAGCCUAUUAGCUAGCUGGAAGAUUUUCAGAUUCACCAAGUGUUGCUCUUGCCGCAGCAGCAGUGUAAAGCUACGCAGUUAGAAAAAUGUUGGCCCUAUAACAGCCCAGAGACAGUAACUGAUGUAGUUAUGUCUCUUUUGUGUGUGCAGGCAUACCGAAAGUUGGCCAAAGAGUACCACCCUGAUAAGAACCCAGAUGCCGGGGACAAGGUAAGAGGCAGGUGGUUAUACACACAACACAAUCACAACAUGUGACACAGCACACAACGAAUCACAACACCACACAUGCAACACACUAAACACGCCACAUCACGAUCACCAGCCAUGGUAGUACCAUUACACAGGCCUAUCUGUAUUGAGCAGUAACCAAGACGGGUAUUAAUUGACUUUGGUAUUACUCAAAUGGCCUCCUGUCCAGAGCAGGAGUGCACCUGGCUAGUCUGUACAGGCUCCUUCUCUCUCCUGGUCUCAUCUGAUUCAUCUACAGCACUGACUUGAGAGAACUGGCAGGUGAAAGCCAAUUCCCAACCGGCAUGUUCUGCAUCUCUCAACUGUCCUGUGUAACAUCAGUGCAGAUGGACGAGGAGAGGAAAGUAAACCACAUUAGACUAUUGAGAUGGGAGGGGAGUAUCUGUGAGACAACUGCAUGUGGUGAUUGUUCAUGCAGAUUUAAAGUAAACAGUGGGAAAAUGUCACCUGAGGUUUUAGAAUGUCUGUGGGAGGUAGUUAUGAUAAAGAAUGGCAGGUCCCUAAUGGUUCACCCCUUCUCUCCCAGUUUAAGGAGAUCAGUUUUGCUUAUGAGGUGCUGACCAAUCCAGAGAAGAAGGAGCUGUAUGACCGCUAUGGUGAGCAGGGACUGCGGGAGGGAGGUGGUGGAGGGGCUGGUAUGGACGACAUCUUCUCCCACAUCUUUGGAGGGGGGCUGUUUGGCUUUAUGGGGGGGCAGGGACGUGGAGGGGGAGGACGCAACGGGGGACGCAGGAGAGGAGAGGACAUGGUGCACCCCCUCAAGUGAGUGACAGUUACUCUCCCUUCACUUCUCUAGUCUUCCAUCCAGACAUUGUUGGUUAUGCCUUACCUAACCCUGCCUACCUGUCUAACAGAGUUUCACUGGAAGACCUCUACAAUGGUAAAACAACCAAACUACAGCUCAGCAAGAAUGUCCUGUGUGCUUCCUGCAAUGGGUGAGUCUACACACUUUUAAAGAAUGUAUUUCAUGUGAAGUACCGGGCUACUCCACUUUUUUAAAUAAAUCACAUCUUUAACAUGAGCUAUAUUGAUUAAUGUGAUACUUUACUCCUGUCUUUGGUCCGUCUCCAGUGCGGGGGGUAAAGCGGGGGCGGUGCAGAAGUGUGUGGCCUGCAGAGGGAGAGGCAUGAGGAUCAUGAUCAGACAGCUGGCUCCUGGCAUGGUCCAACAGAUGCAGUCAGUCUGCACAGACUGCAACGGAGAGGGUAGGACAACAGACAUUCACAUAGUCUGCAAUUUUAUGAAUACACUAUUGAAACACAUUUUUUGAUAGGAAACUAAUCCGUCUGAUGUUUUUGUGUAGGGGAGGUGAUCAGUGAGAAGGACCGCUGUAAGAAGUGUGAGGGUCGUAAGGUGAACAAGGAGACCAAGCUGUUGGAGGUCCAUGUUGAUAAAGGCAUGAAACACGGCCAGAAGAUCAGCUUCACAGGAGAGGCUGACCAGGCCCCAGGCACUGAGCCUGGAGACAUACUACUGGUCCUACAGGAGAAGGAGCAUGAGGUAAUAAUCUCUCUCAUUCCCUCACUCACUCACACACUGUAGCAGAGAGUACUUGAAGACUUAAACAAACUACUGGAAACCUCUACUAGUGAAGUGUUUGGAAAUUCCUUAGGUUCCUCCAUGAAGGUGGCCCUCAAUUCACAUCUCCUGAGUUUGAGACAUUCCUGAAACUCUCGCCCACUUGUCAUUCAGAGAGGUUAGAUCAAAGUACUGAGAAAGUGUUCAUUGUGUGUGUGUGUUCUGCAGGGGUUCCGUCGUGAUGGCCAUGACCUCCACAUGACGCAGCGUAUCGGCCUGGUGGAAGCUCUGUGUGGCUUCCAGCUGGCAGUCACACACCUCGACGGACGCCAGCUCGCUGUCAAAUAUCCCCCCGGCAAGGUUAUAGAGCCAGGUACACACACACCACCACAAGUAUAUAUCUAUUUGGUCCGACCUGUAUCAUUAAAUUGAUGAUUGUGUGUGUUUGUGUCAGGUUGUAUCCGGGUGGUGAAGGGAGAGGGGAUGCCUCAGUACAGGAACCCCUUUGAGAAGGGAGAUCUGUUCAUCAAGUUUGACGUCCAGUUCCCUGAAAACAACUGGAUCAGCCCUGAGAAACUCUCCGUGAGUACCUCUAAGAACCAAAUGGCCUGCCUAAGGUGCCCAACCACUUAGUUCACAGUCCAAGACAUUACUCAUUGUCUCAACCAUCACUUUGUCUACAUGAUUGUACUGAGCAGGGUUUCCAUUAGGAAAAUGAAGAGCCGCCGGACAUUUGACUGGUAGCAUUUUAAUUUACCGUACAUUCUAAGAAGUUACCGGUCCCAUAUGCAUUGGGUGCAUAACCUAAUUAGGGCGUCAACCCACAGUGCUCAGAAUGACAGAAAUCACAUUUAGAUUAUGGUAAUUCAUCUUAACAGAACAAGUCGAGGAUGCAACUACGUGCGUCCUUCUUACCGAAUUCCGAUGCACAAUAAGAUGAGAAAUGAACAGCAAAAUUACUAGUCUAUGUCAAUGUACUAUCCCCCAUAGUAGAACAAUUUACUUAAUCAAUUGGUCAGCUUGUCAUUCUGUGCAAGAAAGAAAUAGCCUGAUCAGAGCCUGAAGAUACGGAGGUGCCGUUCCCCUCACAGCUCCGUAGGCAAGCACCAUGGUCUUGUAGCAGAUGCGAGCUUCAACUGGAAGCCAGUGGAGUGUGCGGAGGAGCGGGGUGACGUGAGAGAACUUGGGAAGGUUGAACACCAGACGGGCUGCAGCAUUCUGGAUGAGUUGUAGGGGUUUAAUGGCACAGGCAGGGAGCCCAGCCAGCAGCGAGUUGCAGUAAUCCAGACGGGAGAUGACAAGUGCCUGGAUUAGGACCUGUGCCGCUUCCUGUGUAAGGCAGGGUCGUACUCUCCGAAUGUUGUAGAGCAUGAACCUACAGGAUCGGGUCACCGCCUUGAUGUUAGCGGAGAACGACAGGGUGUUGUCCAGGGUCACGCCAAGGCUCUUCGCACCCUGGGAGGAGGACACAACGGAGUUGUCAACCGUGAUGGCGAGAUCAUGGAACGGGCAGUCCUUCCCCGGGAGGAAGAGCAGCUCCGUCUUGCCGAGGUUCAGCUUGAGGUGGUGAUCCGUCAUCCACACUGAUAUGUCUGCCAGACAUGCAGAGAUGCAAUUCGCCACCUGGUUAUCAGAAGGGGGAAAGGAGAAGAUUAGUUGUUUGUCGUCUGCGUAGCAAUGAUAGGAGAGGCCAUGUGAGGAUAUGACAGAGCCAAGUGACUUGGUGUAUAGCGAGAAUAGGAGAGGGCCUAGAACUGAGCCCUGGGGGACACCAGUGGUGAGAGCAGGUGGUGCGGAGACAGAUUCUCGCCACGCCACUUGGUAGGAGCGACCGGUCAGGUAGGACGCAAUCCAAGAGUGAGCCGCGCCGGAGAUGCCCAGCUCUGAGAGGGUGGAGAGGAGGAUCUGAUGGUUCACAGUAUCAAAGGCAGCAGACAGGUCUAGAAGGACAAGAGCAGAGGAGAGAGAGUUAGCUUUAGCAGUGCGGAGAGCCUCCGUGACACAGAGAAAAGCAGUCUCAGUUGAAUGACCAGUCUUGAAACCUGACUGGUUUGGAUCAAGAAGGUCAUUCUGAGAGAGAUAGCAAGAGAGUUGGCUAAAGACGGCACGUUCAAGAGUUUUGGAGAGAAAAGAAAGAAGGGAUACUGGUCUGUAGUUGUUGACAUCAGAGGGAUCGAGUGUUGGUUUUUUGAGAAGGGGUGCAACUCUCGCUCUCUUGAAGACGGAAGGGACAUAGCCAGCGGUCAAGGAUGAGUUGAUGAGCGAGGUGAGGUAAGGGAGAAGGUCACCGGAGAUGGUCUGGAGAAGAGGAGGGGAUAGGGUCAAGCGGGCAGGUUGUUUGGCAGCCGGCCGUCACAAGUCGCAAGAUUUUAUCUGGAGAGAGAGAGGGGAGAAAGAAGUCAAAGCAUAGGGUAGGGCAGUGUGAGCAGGACCAGCAGUGUCAUUUGACUUAACAAACGAGGAUCGGAUGUCGUCAACCUUCUUUUCAAAGGAUUGAGCAGAGGGAAGAGAUGAUAGGAUGGAAGAGGAGAGAGUAGCGGGAGAGAGAGAGCGAAGGUUGCGACGGCGCAUUACCAUCUGAGUAAGGGCAGAGUGAGUAGUGUUGGAGGAGAGCGAGAGGGAAAAGGAUACAAAGUAGUGGUCGGAGACAUGGAGGGGAGUUGCAGUGAGAUUAGUAGAAGAACAGCAUCUAGUAAAGAUGAGGUCAAGCGUAUUGCCUGCCUUGUGAGUAGGGGGGGACGGUGAGAGGGUGAUGUCAAAAGAGGAGAGGAGUGGAAAGAAGGAGGCAGAGAGAAAUGAGUCAAAGGUAGACGUAGGGAGGUUGAAGACACCCAGAACUGUGAGGGGUGAGCCAUCCUCAGGAAAGGAACUUAUCAAGGCGUCAAGCUCAUUGAUGAACUCUCCAAGGGAACCUGGAGGGCGAUAAAUGACAAGGAUGUUAAGCUUGAAUGGGCUAGUGACUGUGACAGCAUGGAAUUCAAAUGAGGAGAUAGACAGAUGGGUCAGGGGAAAAAGAGAGAUGAGGAUUCCUGUGCCACCACCCCGCUGACCAGAUGCUCUCGGGGUAUGCGAGAACACAUGGUCAGAUGAGGAGAGAGCAGUAGGAGUAGCAGUGUUUUCAGUGGUAAUCCAUGUUUCCGUCAGCGCCAAGAAGUCGAGGGACUGGAGGGUAGCAUAGGCUGAGAUGAACUCUGCCUUGUUGGCAGCAGAACGGCAGUUCCAGAGGCUGCCUGAGACCUGGAACUCCACGUGGGUGGUGCGUGCAGGGACCACCAGGUUAGAGAGGCAGCAGCCACGCGGUGUGAGGCGUUUGUAUAGCCUGUGCGGAGAGGAGAGAACAGGGAUAGAAAGAGGCAUAGUUGACAGGCUACAGAAAAUGGCUACAAUAAUGCAAAGGAGAUCGGAAUGAAAUGAACUAAACAUCUGGGAAAGGAGAGAGCGGGGCCUCCCUCACUUACGUUUCACUGAAACACCCAAUUAUAACUCUCCCAACUUCCACCUCAGAAACUAUAAUUGUUGUAAACUACUGCGGUUCAAUGUUUUCUAGGAAUAGACUAACUUAGUUUAUUCAGCUAGCUAACUUGGUACAGUAUUCUUCCGUGAAAAUCGUCCAGGGCACCUAGUCAUAUGACACCACAGCCAACUAGCAUGUCGGACUCCAACAACACGGUUUAGCACCAAUACUCGUCCACAACAAACCACCAGUGUGUCAACACGCCAAGCAGAUCAUUCGUGUCCGUGUCUAACGUUGUGGGUUAGUCCCGACAGCUUGAGCGAGUCCGUCGUCAACUUAUUCAGCCAGUUAGUUAGCUAGAAUAGUUAGCAUACUAGCUAGCCAUUGCUUUCAGACAAAGAAGAAACCCCUCCUCCCACGGCACGAACACACAGAGAGAGCCAAGCUAAAGUUAACUAGUCACCUGAUGAACUCCUGAUGAAGAAGAGUAGGCUAGAAGACAACUUUGAACAUAGGUCAGUGUGUUAUGAUAAUUGAAGGCAGAAUUAUUCACAGAGACAUACUAUGUUGGCUACCUAGUUCCUUUACCGUAUCCUGAGCAGCUCACCAACCAUUCCUACUUGUUGCUUAGUAAAACUGGACCUUUUCCCCCCAUCUCCCCUAACCUGGACGACGCUGGGCCAAUUAUGCGCCGCCCAGCCUGUUGUGACACAGCCUGGGAUCGAAACCGGGUCUGUAGUGACGCCUCAAGCACUGCGAUGCAGUGCCUUAGACUGCUUUGCCACUUGGAAGGCCCUCAUAUCAAGUUUUUAUAUUAUAUAGUGGAACACAAUCUUCAAAAAGGUACUAACCUCAGCAGUGUGGCACUUGCUUGUAGAAGCUCUUAUUUCCCUAGCCAUUAUCACAGUCAAGACAGACCUAUUUUAUAGUUUUAAAAAACCAUGAUGUAAUAUAACCAAAUAAAAUGGAACAGAAGUGAUGAACAGUUAUUCUCAAAGAGUGAUAAUUUGAAAUGGGGCACAAUUUGUCGAGUUGAAAGACACAUUUGUCAGGGUUACAUCCGAAAUCGGUCUUCUUUUCGAGAUACAGACAUUUAAUUUAAUUUAUUAUGUUAUUUUGGAAUUUUCUAAAUGGAUUAACAAUUCCACAUUGAACACUGCAUGGGGAUGAAUUAUGGCCAUGACAUCUGCUUGAUGAGUAGGCCUAUGCUUAAUGAUUCUGAUGGAAAAUACGAUCUUUGUUUUAGGAUAUUUUUAGUCUGGAACCUGUCUAUAUUUAGUGGGGUUAUAGGCUAACCAAUUUUAGAUUGCGCUAGCAGUUUGCAAAGUAGGGUCGUCACUAGUUACUACAGCCACAAAGUAAUAAACCCCACCGGUUUCUACAAUUUCUCUUCUUAAAAUCUGAUUUUUAAACAACUCUUAACCUUAUGCCAAACCCUAACCUUAAAUUAAGACCAAAAAGCACAUUUUUGUUUUCACGAGUUUUUACCUUAUAUCGAUUUUGACUUUGUGGCUGUGGUAACUAGUGACAACCGCAAAGUAGCCUAACAUGCUGACCACACCGCCGGUGUUGCGUGCUUGAGCGUUGCAAAAUAAAUGUACACGUUAUUCAAUCAUUUAACCCAAACUGCUCGCGCGCGUUAACGAGCGUCUGCGUAGCCAGGUGCUAAAAUAGAACUUGGUUCUAGUUUUGACUCUUGAUGCGCUGCAAGUCCCGCCUCUCCCAUCUCCUCAUUGGUUUUUAGGAGCAUAUACCCACGUGGGUGAUUGAAAGAUGAACUGAGGUCCACACUCCAGUUCAGUUGGUGGUGGUAAUGCACCUUGAAGUUGGUUGCCAACCGCCAUAUAAAGUCCACAGACGAAGAAGAAGACGACAACCGAAGGAGGAGAGAUUACUAGAAACUACAUUUCCCCAUUUACUAGAAACUACAUUCCCCCCACGAUUGUGUGUGUCACUCAAAAUGGGUCAAAAUUCUACAAAGAUCCAGAAAAAAAGGACCUUGUGCAUUUCAGGUAAAAUAACAACCCAAUGUUUAUAUCCCAUGACAAAUUAGCUAGCUAAAUGUCCAUGAAUGGUUCAUGUGUUUCGAUCUCUUCCCAAAUUAAUAUAAUUGGUUCAGAGUUCGUUUUGAUAUUUCAACCUGCUUGUUCCUGAUCGCGUCUGGUGUGGAUGGACAAAAUCAACAUGCGGCGCGAUGGCGCACGCGCGUGCGAGGUGUAGUCGGCGUGUAAGUCGAAAAUGACGCAAUUGUUCCAGAAUUGCAGCUCAUUAUUGGAACACAUAUUUCCCUACUUCAGUCAACCAGUCCAUUUUGAAUUUGUGAUUUAACUGUCAUCAUUUGGCAAGGAACGUAGCUUGUUUAUCCCAUCAGUUAGAUGCGUUUUUAUAGGCAUUUAUUUCUGUAGGCGCAUUCAACACGCGUGUAUAGAGGGAGCAGUCGGAACGCAGUUGAGUGAGUGAGUGAGACACAGAGGGGCUAGGCUACUUUGAAGCAAGGUAAACAUGCCUCAUAAUAUGUAGUAAAAUGUUAAGGUUUCAAACCAUUAAGUAUAUGUUUUCAAAAUUCAUACUACCUCCAGCUCAUUGCAAAGUGGUGUGUGACGCGUUCUAGGCAGUUUACCGUUACAGUGCCUUCAGAAAGUAUUCGUACCCCUUGACUUAUUCUACAUUUUGUUGUGUUACAGCCUGAAUUUAAAAAUGAUUCAAUUUUAGAUUUUGUGUCACUGGCCUACCCACAAUACCCCAUAAUGAAAAGAUGAAAUGUCUUGAGUCAAUAAGUAUUCACCCCCUAUGUUAUUACAAGCCUAAAUAAGUUCAGGAGUAAAAAAAAAUCUCACCCAACUACACAAAAUACCCCAUAAUGACAGUGAAAACAUGUUUUUAAAAAUGUUAGCAAAUGUUAUUGAAAAUGAAAAACUGAUAUUCAUUUACAUAAGUAUUCACACCCCUGAGUCAAUACUUUGUAGAAGCACCUUUGGCAGCUAUUACAGCUGUGACUUUCUGGGUAAGUCUCUAAGAGCUUAACACACCUGGAUUGUGCAACAUUUGCCAUUAUUCUUUUCAAAAAAUUUCAAGCACUGUCAAAUGUAGUGUCCAGUGUAGAUUUGGCCUUGUGUUUUAGGUUAUUGUCCUGCUGAAAGGUGAAUGAAUCUCCCAGUGUCUGGUGGAAAGCAGACUUAACCAGGUUUUCCUCAAGGAUUUUGCCUGUGCUUAGCUCCAUUCAGUUUAUUUUUUAUCCUGAAAAGCUCCCCAGUCCUUAACAAUUACAAUCAUACCCAUAACAUGAUGCAGCCAACACUAUGCUUGAAAAUAUGGUGAGUGGUACUCCGUAAUGUGUUGUAUUGGAUUUGCCCCAAACAUAUUUUUUUUUUAUUCAGGACAAAAAGUUAAUUGCUUUGCCACAUUUUUUGCAAUAUUACUUUAGUGCCUUGUUGCAAAAAUAUUUUUUUGUCUGUACAGGCUUUGUUCUUUUCACUCUGUCGUUUAGGUUAGUAUUGUGGAGUAACUACAAUGUUGUUGAUCAGUCCUCAGUUUUCUCCUAUCGCAGCCAUUAAACUCUAUUUUAAAGUCACCAUUGGCCUCAUGGUGAAAUCCCUGAGCGGUUUCCUUCCUUUUCGGCAACCGUAUCGUUGUAGUGACUGGGUGCAUUGAUACACCAUCCAACGUGUAAUUAAUAACUUCACCAUGCUCAAAGGGAUAUUAAAUGUCUGCUUUAUUUUUUACCCAGCUACCAAUGGGUGCCUUUCUUUGCGAGGCAUUGAAAAACCUCCCUGGUCUUUGUGGUUGAAUCUGUGUUUGAAAUUCACUGCUCAACUGAAGGACCUUACAGAUAAUUGUAUGUGUGGGGUAAAGAGAUGAGGUAGUCAUUAAAAAAUCAUGUUAAACACUUAUUGCACACAGAGCAGGGCAUACAAUUAACUUUUUGGUCCACUAGCCACUGUAGCAGGUAGAUUUUAAAAAAUCUGCCAGACGCUCAGACUUUUUACCAGCCCAAAUAAAUAAAAAUCUGCAAAGAUUACACCAACAAGUUGUAGGAGUCGACUCUUCCUCAACUCACAAAACACACUAAUACGGAUGCGCACACACAUACACACCAUCUCAUUAUUGCAGUCCUACUAGGGAGACUACAUUUGUGUUCUAGAGGACUGACAUGAGCAUGAUGCUGCCCUUUGGCCUAAAAAAUGCCUCUUUUUUUUUUUCUUCUUUUUUUCUUUUUAUAGAAGGUGAUAUGUAGGAACUAUAAUAUUUCAGUAAUAUUUCUGCUGUGUGCAGCCUUGACGGAUCCCACGGGAUGAUGCGGCGCACUCUAUUCUGACAAACCUGUUCUUUGGCAUGUUAUAGCCCUAUUUGGACGGGCAUUACUAGAGACGUUGGUUUUGUAAUUAUUAUCCAAGCAUGUGUGGUAUUCCAGAGGACAAUACACACAGGAUUAGUUUUUCCAAACUGCCCCCUGUAAUUUUAAUUUUUUACUCUUAUGACAGAAGCCUGGAGGUUUUUAUUGUAGGUGUGAAGAUAUUUCAUUAAUUUCAACGUCUUGUCUAGAUGAUAAUGCUCUACACUGCCAAAUGUAUAGGUCUCCCCAUAAUAUUUAAAUUGAUGAAGUGUGGUCAUAAUUAUUUUAGCGAUCCAUCCAUGGUAGAUGUCCUUCCUAAUAACAAUGCCCCACAUCCUGCUGAUUUGAGCUGCUGAACUGUAUUUGCAUUUGACUGUGUUUAUGGAUGAGAAAGUGAACUUGCCAUUUCCAAAAAGUUUAGCGAGGAUACUGCUUUGCGAUCUAUUGCCUUGGACAGGGCUCUCCAACCCCUGUUUGUGGAGAGCCACCAUCCUGUAGGUUUUCAUUCCAACCCUAAUCUAGCUCAAUCAGGUUAGUUACAACUGGGGUUGGAGCAGAAACCUACAGGAAGGUUUGUAGCGCUCCAGGAACAGGGUUGGAGUGCCCUGACCUAGGACAUCAACAGCCAGCCAGGGUUUCAUUAAAUAAUCUAUAGGCAAUACUUUUAUUUGUAUUUAUAGUUGCCGUACCAGGCGGUGAUACAGUCCGACAGGAUGCUCUCAAUUGUGCAUCUGUAAAAGUUUGAGGGUUUUAGGUGCCAAGCCAAAUUUCUUCAGCCUUCUGAGGUUGAAGAGGCACUGUUGCGCCUUCUUCACCACACUGUCUGUGUGGGUGGACCAUUUCAGAUAGUCAGUGAUGUGUACGCCGAGGAACUUGAAGCUUUCCACCGUCGAUGUGGAUAGGGGCGUGCUCCCUCUGCUGUUUCCUGAAGUCCACGAUCAUCUCCUUUUGUUGACGUUGAGUGAGAGGUUAUUUUCCUGGCACCACUCUCCCAGGGCCUUCUACAUCUAGCUACAUAUUGAACUUCCAUCCUCUCAGGCCAGGGGCACAACAAUGUAUGAGAUAAUGGUUGGAUCAGAAUAGCCGUUAUAAUCAUUGGCCAGUAUGGAGAAUUAAGUAAAACCACUAUCUCCAUACAUGGCUAAUUUAGGAAAGGGCCCAUUUUAGCUAGCUAGCCAGCCACCGGAGGACAACAACACAAAGAGAUGCAACAAUUCAAGUUUUUCUGUCAAUGACGUAUGCUCUCAAUGGGAUUUGAUAGAAGUGAUGCCAAAAUCCAAGCUAGCUUCCCCUGACACUUUUUUGUUGUUGCGCCAGCACUAUUCACAAUUGAGCUCGCUCAGUUUAACUCAAUGCUGAUUGGCACAUUUUUGUAUACUUUUUAUCAAGGGAGGCCAGAUGCUCGCUGACUUCCCUUGCCUUCAAUGCUACGGGCAGCAACAAUGUCAUACUCGUUGGUACCAGACAGCAUCAGACAGAACGCCUUCAGGCUCUGAUCAGUCCCUACACCCAAACGAGGGCACUGCGUUCAUCCACCUCUGGCCUGCUGGCUCCCCUACCUCUGCGGAAGCAUAGUUCCCGCUCAGCCCAGUCAAAACUGUUCGCUGCUCUGGCACCCCAAUGGUGGGACAAGCUCCCUCACGACGCCAGGACAGCGGAGUCACUCACCACCUUCCGGAGACAUUUGAAACCCCACCUCUUUAAGGAAUACCUGGGAUAGGAUAAAGUAAUCCUUCUACCCCCCCCCCCCCCCCCUUUACUCCAACCCCACUACCAUUUUUACUACAAUUUUUACUCCUGAACUUAUUUUGGUUUGCCAUAACAAAGGGGUUGAAUACUUAUUGACUCAAGACAUUUCAGCUUUUCAUUUUUAAUUUGUAAAAAUGUCUAAAAACACAAUUAUACCUUGACAUGAUGGGGAAUUGUGUGUUGGCCAGUGACACAUUUUUUUUCUUCUAAAAUGUAAUCCAUUUUAAAUUCAGUCUGUAUUAACAAAAUGUGGAGAAAGUCAACGUGUGAGUACUUUCUGAAGGCAUUUGAAUGGGAAGUGCACUUCAAUUACCAGUUGAGAAAUAAAAACAGUAGCUAUUGUUAAUGGUGGCUAUCAAAACAGUUAACACAUUCAUUCAUUUAGAAUUGUUGCACAAUGAUUGGGCUUAUAAAAUCAUGUUUCACUCCAGCAGCAACAGGAGCUGUAGCAGCAGCUCUCACAUUGUCUGACUGAUUUUCCGAUAAGCAUGACCGGUCAAAUGUAUUUACAUCGACUGGUAUUUUCAUCAAUGAAUGGGCUAAAUAGCAUUGUUUUUCAAUGGGAUUUUUUUUCCCCCCAAGACAAUUGGCCAGCGCCAAUUUUAUUUAUUGACUUUUCAUUGUUUUUAUCAUCCAAAAGCCGGCUAUUACCGGCUAACCUGGUACUGAGAUAUACAGAAUGUGUGUUUUGCUUGUGUUUUUAGGAGUUAGAGGAUCUGCUGCCUGCACGUGCGGAGGUUCCAGUCAUCUCAUCGGAGGCGGAAGAGGUUGACCUCCAGGACUGUGAGGUCAGAGGUCAGGGGUCAGCGGGGGCCAGGAGAGAGGCCUACAAUGACAGCUCUGAUGAGGAGGGGGGACCACAUGGCCCGGGGGUACAGUGUGCCCACCAGUAG
Messenger RNA from Coregonus sp. 'balchen', 12872 nucleotides. The record is from the annotation of a GenBank genome assembly. NCBI's taxonomy places the organism in Eukaryota, Metazoa, Chordata, Actinopteri, Salmoniformes, Salmonidae.